AUGGAUGCUUUUGAAAAAUAUUAUCUUGACUUUGUUAAUGAAGUUCCAAACGAAAUUUUAACAUUCGGUGUAUACCAAACGUAUCCAAACACACCUGGUAUUGAUGCUGUCGCUUGGUUACGAGCCGAUGUUCCAGAAAAUGGAUUUUCUGGUGUUUCGUUUGCCAAAACUUAUUGUGUUGUUAAUGCCAAUUAUGAUAAUCCAGAGGCAAAGGGUAGAUAUGCCUCGUGUCAAGUUUUGGAUACAACACUUGGAACUUCUUGGGAAAUAGUUGAGAAGAAUGGCGUAGCACAAUUCAAUGACAAACAUGUCGGAGAUUCGAACGAUGAUGAUUUAAUUGUCAUAAAAAAUUUAUCGAGAAGUAUCGCUUCUUUAGGUGUUGGAAUGUCAGGAAAAUUAGCCGCUAUCAAGAAACGAGUAUAUGUUGGAGCUACGGCUGCAUUCAAAAUUAAUCCAAUCUAUUAUGUUGGGAUUUUUGCGGAUUUAGAAGUUGGAACGGUAUAA
This is a messenger RNA of Ambispora gerdemannii, 504 nucleotides long. The record is from the annotation of a GenBank genome assembly. Lineage: Eukaryota; Fungi; Glomeromycota; Glomeromycetes; Archaeosporales; Ambisporaceae.